This is a messenger RNA of Doryrhamphus excisus (bluestripe pipefish), 3297 nucleotides long. RefSeq names its product solute carrier family 38 member 8b (gene slc38a8b). Gene Ontology annotation, molecular function: L-amino acid transmembrane transporter activity. NCBI's taxonomy places the organism in Eukaryota, Metazoa, Chordata, Actinopteri, Syngnathiformes, Syngnathidae. Gene Ontology annotation, biological process: amino acid transmembrane transport. The record is from RefSeq and is a predicted model, not a curated record. Gene Ontology annotation, cellular component: membrane.
UGUUGUGGUCCCCGUGAAAACGGUCUGUUUUAAUGUAUUCCACCCACGGCCCGCAGAGCUUGGGGGAGGUCAGAGAGUUUAUAUAUAAUAGAGUUUAUAUCAUCAUAUUGUGCAGUGUUGGAAUGGUCAAAACAUGGCAACCUACCCCCCACCCCCUGCCCCUCAUCCAAUUUCAUUCAUAUUGAGGGUUAAGACCUGCACUCUCUUGUGGACAACAGAUGGUGUACAACGUCAACCAUGUUCAGGAUUACGGAGUCCACAUAAGACUUGUUCUAUCUAUUCUAUAUGAGCAGGGCAUAAACAAAUGCUGAGAUCAUGUAAGCUUUGCCUCAUGACAGCCAUCUGUUCAUAUAAUUCUUAAUAAUGAAGUGGACAAUUACCUUGUUGGACAUUUGUUUGGAUUUUCCUCAGUGGAAGCAAGGAAAUUAGAAACGUCAUUAACGAUAACAUUUUCAUAAAUCUUGGCAUCGUGUCACCUAAGUGUAAAAAACAUUAAACAAGUUGACUUUUAAUCGAAAACAACUGCAGGCAUUAAAAAUAUAUAUUUAAUGAUGACUUCUUUGGGUGACAGUUGCUUUUUGUAUUUCUAGCAAACAAACUAUUUACAUAUUGUUUGUCUUUGUCACAUACAAACAAAGGAAGAAGAUUCUGCUUUGCUUGUUGCACAAGUACAAAUGUAUGCUUUAUUUUAAGAAACCGAUUAAAGUAGUGUGAUUUGGCGAUUAAAUUCGAGACCGUAGCAUUUGGGAGGCUGCAAACGCAAUCUAUACUGAUAUCGUUUGGUGACCCCAAUGGGUUGUGGUCAAAACGCUUUGGAAGACAUGCUAGCAUACAUGUAACACAGAUAUCUUCAAAGUUUAAUAAUCAUUGGAUAAAUGUUUAUUGACUUAUGGACAAUUAUUACGUACCAAAUUCUGUAGUAAUAAAAGACACCCUAAAGUUACAGUGGGUGCUUUGUCGAGUGCAUUGAAAAUUUUCAAGUCAAUCCAACUUCGUGGUCAAAAUUCGACGUACUCAGGCAGACAGGCAGACAGCUUGGUGAUACAUUUCUCACCUCACAGUGAAAUGUUUAGCGGUCCCAAUGUCCAAUUAGACCACGUGGCACAAGUCUGUGCAGGAGCGUAUAUCUUCAUGCUUGGUCCCUCACUGGGAUCACUUGUGAAACAGAGCAGAAUGACCCAGACAGCAGCUGGACCAGUUUGGACACAUUAGUUGAGCCCAGAGAAAGUGAGAGUAAGCAUUGCAGAGUAUAGCGUAUCAUGGAGGAACUGGCAAGGGAGAGCAUCAGCCUCCUGGCUCGAUCCGCAUCUCAUUCUGAUCCCCCACAACUCGGAUCCUUUGGUGCCGUGUUCAUCAUGCUGAAGUCUGCACUCGGAGCUGGACUACUGAACUUCCCUUGGGCCUUCCAGAAGGCGGGGGGAGUGACUACUGCUGUUAGUGUGGAGCUGGUAUCUCUGGUGUUCCUCAUCAGUGGACUGGUCAUCCUCGGCUAUUCCUCGUCCGUCAGCAGACAAAAGACCUACCAGGAUGUGGUGAGAGAAGUGUGUGGACGUGCGGUCGGGCAACUGUGUGAGGUCUGUUUCUGCUUCAACCUCUUCAUGAUAUGCGUCGCCUUCCUGGUGGUGGUGCAGGACCAGCUAGAGAAAUUGUGUAUUUCUCUGUUUGAGACGGUGACCGGGUCAGGUGAAGAGGAGAUGCCCUAUCACUGGUACACUGAUCAGCGCUUUGCCCUCUUUGUCCUGUGUCUUGUCAUCAUCCUACCACUUUCCAUCCCAAAGGAAAUUGGCAUCCAAAAAUACACAAGUGUGCUGGGGACACUGGCUGCAACCUACCUGUGUGUGGCAGUGAUCGUCAAAUACUACCUGAUGGAGAACCACACUGCCAUUGUAACACCAGAGCACAGUCAAGGUAUAGGAUCGUGGGCGUCCAUGUUCAGUGUUGUGCCGACCAUCUGCUUUGGUUUCCAGUGUCAUGAAGCCUGUAUAGCCAUCUACAGUAGCAUGGAGAACCAGAAGAUCAUGCACUGGGUGGUCAUUUCUGUCAUCUCCAUGCUUUUCUGUCUGCUCAUCUACACUCUGACUGGAGUGUAUGGCUUCAUGACAUUUGGUCGAGUGGUUGCUUCCGAUAUCUUGAUGUCAUAUCCAGGGAAUGAUGUCGUCAUGAUCAUUUCUAGACUGCUUUUUGGAAUAUCAAUCAUUACCAUCUAUCCUAUUAUUCUUCUUUUAGGGAGGUCUGUCAUCUUGAACCUGAUUGUGCGGGUCCAAAGACGUCGACGUGGAAUCGUCACAAACUCCUUUGAGAGUCGCUGCAGGGUGCUUCUCACUGUGAUCUGGAUCACUAUAACUCUUCUAAUCGCCAUGUUUGUCCCCGACAUGGGUGAAGUCAUCAGCGUCAUUGGAGGAAUCAGUGCCUUCUUCAUCUUCAUCUUUCCUGGUCUUUGCUUGGUGUUCAUCAUGCAAAAUGAACCUGUGAGUCCAAGAGUCAGGAUUGUUUUAACCAUCUGGGGAAUCGUAACGAUUGUUGUCGGAGCCUUCAUCUUUGGACAAAGUACGACGAUUGCUGUCAUGGAGCUUCUACGCAAAUUCUGAGUAUCUCAGGGGCUAGUCACAUGGAAAUGUUUUCAGAUCAAAACAGCAAAGUAUUUUAACGUUUCAGCCUCUCAUCCACAUGGAACAGUUUUCUGGGUGCCUCUAUUUUUGUAAAUGGCUUCCAGAGUGGGAAAUCUGAAAAUUUUGUAUAAACAGCAAAACCGUGGUUAAAUAUAUUUUCAGAAACUAUUUCAGCACCGACCCGUCGUCAUUAUGUGACAAAAAGUGAGCUUUGAUGACAAGACAACAUAACAUCCAGCUGACAUUCUCCUGAUAUUUUCUCCAAAAUGUAAUUCCACUUUUUUGUCAAUUUAGAUUAGCCUUAAAAACCAAAAGAUUUAUGCACAUGCGUUCUUUCUCCUUCUAUUGUUUGGUGUGUCACAUGGUUCCAUUUGUGUGUCUGUUUACAGCACCACACAUAGUAGGUGUGCCUUGUGCAUUACAUCGUUUUCAUCCAUUGAAGCGUUCUUGUCUGGUUGCAGCUAUUAACUAAUCCAGCACAGUGUGGAUGCAACAUUUUUUUAGCCCACCAAAAAAUAAAUAAAAUCCCGGGAAUGUUCCCUUGUGGAUAGGGCCUCACUCUCUGCUACUACUGUAGUAGUAGUAGUAGUAGCAGUAGUAGUAGUAGGAGUCAUGACUUCAGGGUGAUGGAUGACGCUCUUCUGUUUUGCACAACUGAACAUUACAUUUUUUUUAAGUGUCUGUGAUA